UCAAGAAUGGCAUCGCGAGAUUACAGUAAAGAUGAAGCGUUCCUAGCAACCUCCGUUGUUCGACUUAUUUGUACUUCCUACUAACGUCAGUUGCAACAUCUGACCAAUCAUGUUCCUCCUUUUGACUAAUCGUCCAAUAGGAGCCCUUAUAGGCGGGUCCUCGUGGUGCCGUGGUUCGUGUGGAAAGUUUACCGGCUCGGGUGCAAAGUUUCAACCGUCUGCAAAGCAGAGCUCGUCGGCAGAGGAGUCAGGGAUAUGCUGGUGACGUCCGCUGGGUUUUCACACGGUUCCUAGAAGCCAGUAACUCCCAUGAUUUCCGCUCUUUGGAUGUAGCUUCACCCGGAGGACACCGUGAAAGCCUUAUCUCUCUGUGAACUUGAAUCGACGAGGUUCACCAGGAAGCGAAAAUGGCCUGCGGACCCAACCGUGCCCGGUUGCUAUGUAUGCUCGCACUGACUUUCGGCUUCUUCGUCGUCGAGGUGGUGGUCAGCCGCAUUACCUCGUCCCUCUCGAUGCUCUCGGACUCCUUCCAUAUGCUGUCGGACGUUUUGGCGCUGGUUGUGGCUCUGGUCGCGGUGCGGUUUGCCGAAAGAACCCACUCGACCAAGAAAAACACAUUCGGAUGGAUCCGAGCGGAGGUGAUGGGGGCUCUGGUCAACGCUAUCUUUCUCACGGCGCUGUGCUUCACCAUCGUCCUGGAAGCCAUCGAGCGCUUCACCGAACCCCAAGAGAUCGAUUCUCCAAUGGUGGUGGUCUGGGUCGGCGCCGCGGGGCUCCUUGUCAACGUGCUGGGGCUCUUACUGUUCCACGGGCACGCCGGGGGAGGACACUCCCACGGGGGCAACUCUCAUGGGGACAAGGGGAAAAAGGGGAAAACCAAAAAGCUCCAGAACGCUGGGGAUGGGUUAGCGGCGGAGGAGACCAACAAUCUGGUGGCGAGUCACAACAGUUUGGGUGAUGGCAGGUCAAAAACUGAUGUCAGCAGUAAAGACUCCGCGGAGGUGCAGAUGAACGGCAACACCCAGAUCGACGACGACCAUGACUCGUCGACGCAGCUCAACAUGCGUGGCGUCUUCCUGCACGUCCUGGGCGACGCGCUGGGUUCCGUCAUCGUGGUGGUCAACUCCCUCAUUUUCACGUUCGUGUGGAAGCCGUGCGCCGACAAGAGCUGCGUGAACCCGUGCAUCAAAAGCCGCGACGUGGACCUCCAGGCCAUCAAUCAGACGGGUAAAGUGGAGAUGGCGGGCCCCUGCUGGGUGCUGUACCUGGACCCCACGCUGUGUCUCAUCAUGGUGGGCAUCCUGCUCUACACCACCUACCCGCUGCUCAAAGAGUCGGCCCUCAUCCUGCUCCAAACCGUGCCCAAGCAAGUCAACAUCAAACGGCUCAACGAGCGGCUGCUGAGCCUGGACGGCGUGCUGGCUAUCCACGACCUGCACAUCUGGCAGCUGGCCGGCAGCCGGAUCAUCGCCACGGCGCACAUCAAGUGCCGCGACCCCACGUCCUACAUGGAGGUGGCCAAACGCAUCAAGGACUUCUUUCACGACGAGGGCAUCCACGCCACCACCAUCCAGCCGGAGUUCGUCACCUUCAGCUCCCAGUCGCGGGACUCUCUGUGCGAGCUGUCCUGUCGGACUCAGUGCGCCCCCAAGCUGUGCUGCGAGACUGCAGACAAACAGAAGGGUGCCGUUGACUCCAAAGCCGCAGCAGCAGCACCAGCACCAGAAGCAGAAGUGUGCUCAGCUGUGGAUGUUGUCAUUGAGAACCUGGAGCAGGCCGCCGUCAUCCAGGAGUCGUCUCAGACUGAUGCGAAGGCAGCCGUCCACAAGGAGGUGGAGUCGUCACUGUGAAACGAAAUGCACAGGCGAAGCAGGUGAACCACCGUCACUUCCUGGAAGCUGUAAUCUCUUGGACCCGUUCUGGACCCGAUUCAAAAGUAAUUAUUUUUUCCCCCCGAUCAUUUCGCCAACAUUUUGGUGAAUUUGAUCCCUCUCGUUAUAUCAUCUCUCGCUCCGGCAGCACGGUUCUGACGCUCAUCGUCUUUUUCACGGACCUCAUUUCCUCCAGGACUGGAGCGACACCUGCAUGACUGUCUGUCGUUUUUAGCACCUCGUCGUGAUGUGUCACCUGAUCCUAACGGUGUCGAUUGUUUUGUUUUUUUUUCACUGCCAAAGCUUCUCGCUGCAGAACCGAGGGGGCAAACAGACGUGAUGUGUAGAUGAGCCUACUGGCAAAAUGAGUCCUCGUUGUUUUGCUUGGGCUUUGAGCAAAUCUAUUUUCUUAUCCUUUUGGCUGCAAGUGGAAUAGUAUUGUAUUUCAUAAUAAUUUAAGUAUUUAAGUUAUUAGAAAUUAUUCAUCUUUAUGUAGAUGCUGUUUUAUGAGAUUUAGUUUAAAUGAUACAGAAGGAUUUUUUUUUUGUCCUGGAGUUUGUUUGAAUAAAACAAAAAAAAAAAAAGAAAUGUUUUAGUGAUAUAUUUUCAGAUUUGAUGUUUUUAUAAAGAUCUUGUCGUUGGACUUUCCUCUGGCCUUGACGCAGACACCUCUCACCUCGCCUUUUAAAGAAUCUGCUGUGGUUUACGACAACGUUUUGUAGUAGGUGUGAGGAUUUCUUGCAGUGGUAGGUUUGGAACAUUUUUAAGCCACGCUGGCUUGAAGUUUGAGUCUGUUGUGAAGAGGCAUGCGCCGGUAAGACAGCAAACGGUAUUGCAGUUUCACGGUAUUGCAAUGAAACAACAGAGCUCGAUCUAUUUAAUUUUAUUUAAAACGACAACAAAAAAAGCAACAAUUUUUUCCAUUAUGAUUGUGACAAUAUUAAAGCAUUUCUUUCUGAUUAGCACAUCUUGUUAAUUAUGAUUUAAAUUAGGCUUCUUUCAGCCAGCUGACAACAAGUGGGGGAGGGACUCCAGCACUUUCUGUUGAAAACGUUGAAACUGAAACCGGCCCAUGCCUCAAAGUGAAGAAACAAGCACUGUAUGCCCAGCGUUGGCACACUCUGAACUGGAAAACCUUCUUGUGCUGGUUGAUGUUUUCUUUUCUUGUGCUGUUUUCAGCACCUUGUCGCAAUCCGUGCUGGAGAGUUUUCAUAUACAUAGAUGUAGCACAUCUACCUAUCUAUAUAUAUAAAAUGCAUUUCCAAGGCGUCCACUGCAAAAACUCAAAAGUUUUACCAAGUAUUUUUGGUUUAGUUUCUUGUGUACAUAUCUCAGUACGCUUGAAAUAAGACAACACUAACUUACAAGUAAAUUUUCAGCACAGUAUAGGAGCUCGUUUUAAGUCGGUAAUUUCUUAAUGUUGAUUUAAGAAAAAAAAAAGUGCUAAUUCCAUUAGUAGAUUUUUUUUUUUUUUACUUAAAACAUGGAGGAAAAUGUCCUACAUCUUGGUGAAAACUUACUUCUAAGUCAGCUCUGUCUUAUUUCAAGCGUUUGCGCCAGAAACGAGACCAAAAUUUCGUUUUUGCAGUGUCGUAGUAGCGUGUUUGCAUGACCAAACCCAGACCUGAUGUUUGACGUUUACCAGCUCUUCUCUGAGCUCUCGCUGCUGCUCCCCAGCGCCUGCUGGAGUCCGCCGAUGUAACUCAAGACUGUGUUGGAAACAACUCGUCUUAAAGCGCCGCCGUUUGGUGAAUUUAAAGUCCACAUGGUGGCCUUGAAACUCGUGUAUGACUUCUUCCUGUCAGUCACCACAGAUAUCUUCUGAAGUUGGCACAUUUCAGAUUUCCACUCCCUAUUAAAUGUGUAUGCAAUAUAGAAAACGUGCUGGGAAAUGUAUUUUGGUUCAUUUGUAGCGUUUUUAGUCACUUUUACUGUGUCUUUUAUGACUUGAGCUCUAUGUGAAAAAGGAAGGUGUUUUUAUUUCAAGCACAUGUCUGCUGAUGUGUUUUUGAUAUAUAUGCACAUAUUAUCUAUAUAUAUAUAUUCACAGUACCUGUCUGAUGUGUCAUUGUGAAAUAAAACAGCUGUUUGGUCCAGCUGAGGAACAGAA
Molecule: messenger RNA, 3981 nt
Organism: Poecilia reticulata (guppy)
Lineage: Eukaryota; Metazoa; Chordata; Actinopteri; Cyprinodontiformes; Poeciliidae
Gene: slc30a1a
Product: solute carrier family 30 member 1a
Biological process (GO): zinc ion transmembrane transport; intracellular zinc ion homeostasis; detoxification of zinc ion
Cellular component (GO): Golgi apparatus; endoplasmic reticulum; membrane
Molecular function (GO): zinc ion transmembrane transporter activity; calcium channel inhibitor activity
Source: RefSeq, a predicted model, not a curated record